Molecule: messenger RNA, 2892 nt
Organism: Suillus bovinus
Lineage: Eukaryota; Fungi; Basidiomycota; Agaricomycetes; Boletales; Suillaceae
Product: fungal-specific transcription factor domain-containing protein
Exons: 5
Coding region: 1-2892 (963 amino acids)
Biological process (GO): regulation of DNA-templated transcription; DNA-templated transcription
Molecular function (GO): DNA binding; zinc ion binding; DNA-binding transcription factor activity, RNA polymerase II-specific
Source: RefSeq, a predicted model, not a curated record
AUGACUCACAUCCUGCCUCCGCACACUGACCUUAAUCUUGUACCAUCGUCUCUUCAUUCAGCCCUUCAUAUGGACCCAAAUCAACAGCAACAGCAGCUCCAACAGCCUAAUCAGCCUCAUCAGCAACAAGCGCCAACAACCUCCAAGAAGAGAGGACGAAAGGCGGACACAAAUUCUGAUGAAGCUGGCUCACCGUCCGAACCAAGACGGCUCAGACGCUCCCAUGAGGCUUGCGCACGAUGCAGGAGCAAGAAAAUUAAGGCAAGUCCCUGCGACUCGAAACAUCCUAAAUGUACAGCAUGCGCGACUGCCGGUGUCCCUUGUCAGCAGGAGGACAGACAUAGGCAGACUCUCACUCUUAGAGGUCACACCGAGUUCAUCGAGCGCCAGAUUGCUCAAUGCGAUGCACUUUUGAAACGUCAUAUCUCUGAUUUCAAUAUGGCGAAUCUGGAUGAGAUAUGUCGGAGAGAGGGCAUUGAGGUCGACGGUCAUCCCGCCCCUGAAUUUGCUCAAUCAAACCCACAAUUCCCACAGCAACCGAGUGGCCCUCCUCCCGGGGCGAUUUAUGGGCCUCCUUUCGUUCACCCCGCAUACCCUUACGGUGUGCCUAUGCCGCAUGGGUACCCAUCACAUAUGCCGAUGCCAGGACCACCUGGUGCUUACGGACCCAUUCAUCCUGGGUUUCCCCCUCCCCCUCCUCCACAGCAUAUGCAGGCCCCGCCCCAGGUACAACAACAGCCUCAACCACAGCCACAUACAGUCCCGCCUCCAGUUGUAGCUGCUACGGCUAAUAUUGAGGUCAAAGGUCAAGAUCCGCAGUCUUUGGAUAUGUCAACUACGAGGGCACUGGCCAAGAGCUUCGGCGUUCACCCUCUUAUUGUGAACGACAGUCACCUGGGUUCAGGUGACAAGGAAGAUCUUGCAGUUGGCUCAAAUGGCUUAUCAUCGGGACGUGAUCGUGGCAUCACGGAGCAAUCGAUGCCCCGUGAUCUUACAAAAUGGGUCUCUAUCUCUGUAGCAACCAGCAAUCCUGGUGGCUCUUCUACGGUAUCCACCUCUACAAUAACAUUAUGGAUGCCCAAGGAUCGCUCGUUGACGAACAAGAUAGUCGAUGUUUACUUCAACCACCUCAACGUCCACCGCCCUGUCUUCUUCCGGUCAGACUUUGAGCACAAGUUAAAUGCGCUUUACGACGGGGAUAAUGUGCAACAUGAUCCAGGCUUUAUUUGUAGCAUGUACCUCAUUCUGGCACUCGGAACGUUGAGCGAGUUGAAUCACCAAGGGAGUAUCGCUGACAAGGACAAAAAGAUGCCCAGCGAUAGUCCGAUCAAUACCAAGAAGCUGCUCCCUGCUAUAUGGCCUGAGCAUGAUGAAUUUUUCGAGCGUGCGCUGGCUGUCAAGCCUCAUCUACGUGUCACGAUCUCCAGUCUUCAGGCACUGCUUUUGUUACAUUGGUAUCUGUACACCGAGCGACAAGGCCGCUCUCUUUGGCGCUUAGUUGGAAGUCUUGUUCGCCUCUCAAUAGAACUUGGUCUGCACCAUGAUCCCACGGCGCAGCCCAACACCUUCACAGAUGAAGAGUGUCAGCUACGCAUCCGGCUUUGGGGUACUGUCAUGGUGCAUGACCGGGGCACUUCCAUUCUUCUCGGACGUCCACUUGCCAUUGCUCCAUAUGACUCCAACACGCCUCGCCCCACACACGGACUUAAGGGCCAGAAUGCUGAUUUCUCUGAACACUUCCUUCUUUCUCACCCUAUUGCAGAAAUACAAGCGGACAUCAUCAACUCCCUUUAUGCUCCCUCACGGCAGAGUGCUGAUACCAUCAUGAGACACGCAUCGAGGAUCAUCAAGAGCAUGCUUGAGUUCAGGAGACAGCUCCCCGAUAGCUAUAAGUGGUACUUUGGAGGAACUGAAGACUGGCCUGUGGAAAGGCGACAAAAGCUGGUCCAGGACAUUACAGAAGAUCAAGGGCUGACAUUGCUCAAAUUUGGUAUAUCCAGGAUCUUGCUUCUUCGUGCUUUGUUCAGUCUUAAGGAACUCGACUACAAUCACCGUUCGAAGGCACUCAUUGAUGCUAUCGUCACAUCGCACAACAUCAUCAUCGUCCACAAUCAGCUCAUUCGUUUCCCCGAUAUCGCCUUUUUCGUUUCUCCCAUCCCUCUCCAUAUCGCGGCAAUGGUCAUCCUCUACGGUCACAUGUCUCACUGCGAGCGCCUCUCACGCCAGGUGAUGAUCGAAGACGUUUGGAUGGCACUUGACAUGCUUCCACGCUUCCGUUGGCGUUGGGAACGAAAGGACUUGAAUGGCGGGCACCCUCUUAUCUCCAAGCUCGCUGAGAAGGUUCUCAACGUCAACCUCCGCACAGUGGGACCUACCAAAGAUCCCGUCUUACUUUCUGAACUCGAUUGGGAGACAGAUUCACCUGGGAUGCUCUCAUCACCAGCGUUGAGUGGUCAACAACAAUUGCGCGUGCAUCCGGGGACUCCCACGAUGUCACACCCACCCUAUUCAAAUGGUGGUGUCGGACCCGGUGUUUACGGUCCGCUUCCACGUGGUGUUACUGUAAGCACGAACCCUAUUAAAGGGCUUCAAGGAUCUGUGGGUAACGGUACUACACAGGACAAGCUCGCAGAGGUACCCCCUGGGUUAUUCUACCCAUUUUAUCCUGAAAAUCCGAUGAGCGCUGCCCCCGGUACUGUUUCUGGUCCCCACAGUGAUGCCGGAGCCAGUGGAGACGCUGGUCAGGACCCACAGGGUUAUAGUCACCUGCUGGCGGCGGCAGCACAGCCAAACGGGACAUACGGGUGCCAGCCAUCGUCGGAUUCAUACAUGCUUGAAGAGAUUGUACCUGCUCAUGGUAAUCAGGUGUGGAUGAAUGUUGUCAGUCGUUGA